AUGUCCGCAUCACCAAUUGCAAGGGCGACGCAUAGCCAGACGAUCCCGACUAGGCGUGUCCAUAUAACGGAUCCUUCGCAAAUGCCAGAUGUCUACUCCAGCACUCCUGGAGGCACCAUAUACUCUACAACACCUGGAGGUACCAGGAUUGUAUAUGAGAGAUCGUUUAUGAUGUCACUGAGUCAGUCACCGAUCUCAAAAACACCACCGAAAUGUGCACUGCCAGUCUCGAUGCUGAAGAAUCCUUCGGGACCUAUUGCCCACCUACAGACGUCUUCUCAUAAGCCUCGCUCGAAUUCCAUCUCCUUUGACGAAUCACAGGAGACAUUCUCUAUGGAUCUCUAA
Pieris macdunnoughi is the source of this 345-nucleotide messenger RNA. The record is from the annotation of a GenBank genome assembly. Lineage: Eukaryota; Metazoa; Arthropoda; Insecta; Lepidoptera; Pieridae.